AUGCCUCUUGUGCAGCAAAACAUCUAUUGUGAGACCCCUCGUCUGUUUGAAAGAAAACAGUCACAAACAUAUUAUGAAUCCAAAUACUAUGAAUUACAAAAGAUACUGCGAAGAACACUACGUAUUCUGUUGGUAGAUGGUCGUUUAAUCGAAGGAAGAUUGCAGUGUUUUGACUCGGCACUGAAUCUCAUCUUUGUGAAUGCCUACGAAAUCAUCUCCGACAGCCAUCUCGUCCAUCCUAUCGGUCGCCUGAUCGUUCCGGCCUCGGAGGUGCGCCAAUUCCAAGUGAGCAACUGAACGUGGAGUGAAGAGCGUGCAGCACGCACCCAACACCGAACAGCUUUCAUUCAUCCCCUAUACAAUCAACUAUACUGAUAAUUCUUCUGUAUCAUGAGAGUCCUUUAGAGGUUAGAG
Blastocystis hominis is the source of this 414-nucleotide messenger RNA. RefSeq lists its product as hypothetical. Gene Ontology annotation, molecular function: RNA binding. Lineage: Eukaryota; Bigyra; Opalinata; Blastocystidae. The transcript has 4 exons. The record is from RefSeq and is a predicted model, not a curated record. The coding region runs from base 1 to 297 and encodes 98 amino acids.